UGGAUUACGCAAUGCAGCAAGAGAGGGAAGAGUACAUUCGUCAGUGUGACCUGAUGAAUAAGAUGGGCUAUUGGCUUAUGCGCUUUAAUGGAUCAUCCGCUUCAGGUGGCUAUGAUCCUCCUUUCUUACUAUAAACUCUCGGAUCUUGGUUGGAGGUCCCAAACAUAUGCAAAAGACUAGUACACCGAUUUCUUCCUUCUUUUACCCCAACUAUUGGAGGAGUCUUGAGAUGGCUAUAUGGAGCUACAGGCUUCUGAAAGAGGCUAUAAGACACAUUGAGACUUUCUUCUGACUAGCAAUGUCAGAUUUGAAUAUUUCUAAUGAUUUGCAGAGGCCAAUCAUCCCAAUCAAGCUUUUACUGAGUCCUAUUCUAAAGAUACUCCCCAAUAUGACUAAAACCCUUACUUUGAGCUAUUUUAGACUUGUUGGGAAGCAGACGAUCAAGAUUUUCAGAGGCAUCUCUACACUUAAAAAUCUUAAAUUUUGUUGUUGCGAGUUUCGAAAAGUCGAGACUAGCUCCAAGCCGGGAAGAGAAAUCACACUCAAAGAAGUAUCCUUUGAAAGCUGAAUGGUAGAAUGACCUGUUGUGUUAUCAGUAUAUGAUGAGUCUUUACUGGGGCUGGUACAAAUUUUGAACUUACCCUGGGUCAGGAAGAAGUUGGAAACAGUCUUUGUGAAUUUGGAUAUUGAUGAAGAGGGAUUUGAAGAGGUCAAGGGCUUUGUAGAGGGGAAUGGGCCUUGUGAUGUGGCUUAUAGGCUAGAAGAUUUUGAAACGAAGAGAGUGUACGAAAUAGGAAGGAGAUAA
Molecule: messenger RNA, 805 nt
Organism: Moneuplotes crassus
Lineage: Eukaryota; Ciliophora; Spirotrichea; Euplotida; Euplotidae
Source: the annotation of a GenBank genome assembly